Molecule: messenger RNA, 1566 nt
Organism: Hypomesus transpacificus
Lineage: Eukaryota; Metazoa; Chordata; Actinopteri; Osmeriformes; Osmeridae
Gene: msx1a
Product: muscle segment homeobox 1a
Exons: 2
Coding region: 192-1037 (281 amino acids)
Biological process (GO): embryonic morphogenesis; regulation of transcription by RNA polymerase II
Cellular component (GO): nucleus
Molecular function (GO): DNA-binding transcription factor activity, RNA polymerase II-specific; RNA polymerase II transcription regulatory region sequence-specific DNA binding
Source: RefSeq, a predicted model, not a curated record
CUGGAAUCUCUAUGACCAACCCCCUCGCAGCUGAUUGGGCAGUUUUGUCCCCUCGCCUGCCUUAUAGUACUGCACUCAGUUUCAUCAGGUAAACAUGAGAAUGCCCUCAAACUAGAAGCACUUCACCAACUUUUCUGGAUUUACUUUAUGGUAUACGUACGAGUGUUUUACCAAAUUGAAGGCAUACCUGUAUGGCCCCAACUAUUGCCAUGUCAGCUUUAUCCGUGGGCUUGAAAACUGAAGAGAGUACCACGCGCUCAUUUGUCGUCGGGAGAAGCGAGAUGCAGACAAGUUUGAGCAUGGCAGAGGAGACUGUAAAGCCCAAAGUUGCCAUCCUUCCAUUCAGCGUCGAAGCGUUGAUGGCCGACAGAAAACCGAGCAGAGACUUGUCAUCAUCAGAUGUGUCAGCGGUUGCGGGAUCGUCUCAUACGCAUGGUGCAAGGAUGAGCUCGCUUUCAAGUUUGGAUAACUCAGUGUCCUCUUUGGCCAUGGGUUCCCCGUUCUCAGUGGGCGAUAUAAUGAACAUUCAAGACGAUGCGUUGGUUAAACCCGAGAGCCCAGAAAGCAAGGACAGGAACUCUUGGAUGCAGAGUCCUUGUUUUUCUCCCACUCCUCCACGGAGGUUAAGUCCCCCCGCUUGUCCACUGAGAAAACACAAGACGAACAGAAAGCCUCGGACACCUUUUACCACGUCCCAACUAUUAGCCCUGGAGAGAAAGUUCCGCCAGAAGCAGUAUCUCUCCAUCGCUGAACGCGCUGAGUUCUCAAGCUCGCUCAACCUGACAGAAACUCAGGUCAAAAUAUGGUUCCAAAACAGGAGAGCUAAAGCCAAGAGACUACAGGAGGCAGAACUGGAAAAACUGAAAAUGGCAGCCAAGCCUAUGUUGCCUCCGGCGUUCGGGAUUUCCUUUCCGCUCGGUGCGCACGUCCCUGCGUCCUAUGGAGGAUCUCACCCGUUUCAGAGGCACUCCCUGCCGGUUUCUCCUGUGGGACUGUACGCUGCUCAUGUCGGAUACAGCAUGUAUCACCUGGCCUGAUGUGCUAGAAGGACUUUAGUGCCAUAUUGACUCUCAAGUGCUUCGAUAUUGCCUACAUCGCCAAAAAGUUCCCAAUAUAGAAAAACUGCAAUUUCUCAUAUUACAUAUCAUGACUGGAUAGUCAUUAGGACAACGUUGUAGACGAGAUAUCUGCUACAGUGUGACGUUUACGCACAAGCUUGGCGUUUUCCACAAACAAACAUAAAACCCACAGGUAGGUUGGGCGCAUCACUUUCGUGGACUAUUGUCACUCCACAAAUAAAGGAUAAGCCUGACGCUAUAUCGGCAAUUUGCAUUAAUGUCAAUGCGUAACAUAAUGGGUUACAUAAUCCAAUGCCAAUGAAAGCUCUUUGCUAAUUUUGGAGGACCACAGCAUUUUUAUUAUAACAGCACUGUCUGUUGUUUGAAUGAUUCCCUUCGGAAGGGAUUUGUGUACUGUAAGAUAAUGUAUAUUAGAAAAAUAUCCUCAUUUAUAAUAUGAAUAUAUUUGUGACAUAAAUUAACAAUAAAUUGAUUAUUCAUUUAAAAA